Molecule: messenger RNA, 1458 nt
Organism: Penicillium malachiteum
Lineage: Eukaryota; Fungi; Ascomycota; Eurotiomycetes; Eurotiales; Aspergillaceae
Exons: 4
Coding region: 1-1458 (485 amino acids)
Source: RefSeq, a predicted model, not a curated record
AUGAAAAUCAAUCAGAACAUCAAUCCGAAAAUCAAUCAGCCGAACGUCAGUCAGAACAUCAAUCAGAAGGUCAACCCGAACGUCAACCCGAACGUCGAUCAGAACAUCAAUCCGAACAUCAAUCCGAACAUCAAUCCGAACAUCAAUCAGAAAACCAAUCCGAACGUCAAUCAGAAAAUCAAUCAGAAAAUCAAUCAGAAAACCAAUCCGAAAAUCAAUCUGAGCGUCAAUCAGAAGGUCAACCCGAACAUCAAUCAGAACAUCAAUCCGAAAAUCAAUCAGCUGAACGUCAGUCAGAACAUCAAUCAGAAGGUCAACCCGAACGUCAAUCAGAACAUCAAUCCGAAAAUCAAUCAGCCGAACGUCAGUCAGAACAUCAAUCAGAAGGUCAACCCGAACGUCAAUCCGAACGUCAAUCCGAACAUCAAUCCGAACAUCAAUCAGAAAACCAAUCCGAAAAUCAAUCAGAACAUCAAUCCGAACAUCAAUCAGAAAACCAAUCCGAACGUCAAUCCGAAAAUCAAUCUGAGCGUCAACCUCCAGACCCAAAUUUGGAUUCAAUCUUUCCUGAAGAAGUCAGUCGAUAACGCAAUAUGCAAGAAUCAUAAUUGGACAGAAGAUGAUCCACGCGACGUUGAUAUUGCACUUUCUGAGGGUCGCGCAACCCCUUCCCAAAAAUUCCGGGCCUGGCUGGGGCGAUACUCAUGGGCCGAAGAUUACAUGGACUGGGCACAGUUAACCUAUCAUUGUUCUCGUUCUUCGCUCUUGAAAUUGGACCCAAAAGAUACCGAGGCGAAGACACGGGGUCACAUCACUGAAUAUUUGUCUAUUUUGUCUAAGGGUGAAAAGACCCGAAAAUCGAUACAACAUGGGCUAAAAUAUCAUGCUUUUGAGCAAAUUUAUGGAAGCCAUGGAGGGCUCGUGAUUUCUAUCCAAAUGUUCACUGCAUUUCGGGACCUAGCCUACUCGCAUCUUCACACACUAGCGAGAAUGAUCCACGAAUCAAAGGAGUGGUCAGAUCUUGCCGAGCAGAAAGAAGGAUGGCUUUCCGAAUGCCAAUCAGAGUACUUUAAGUCUUGUGUCGAUAGGUUUAAUAAUGACCGCACUACACAAGAAGCUCGCCGUGUUUCUGCAGACUAUUCUAAUAGUACUGAAUCGCAUUUACCCCAACAGAACGACCCCCUCGGAGAAAUAUUCCUUGAUUUUGAUCCCCUUCAAGAGAUCUUCCUAGAUUUUGACCCCCUCGAAGAGAUCUUCCCAGAUUUUGACCCUCGUGAAGAGAUCUGCCCAGAUCUUGAACCCCAAACCUUUCAGCAACCUUCAUUCCCUUGUAGUACGACAGAGCUACGCAUGCCUGCUGCUUCUAGGCAAAACACAGCGAGCCAUGAUACUCCACUGGAACCGAAUGAUAUUUUUAUUCCUCUGUUCAACACACCCUCAGCUCAAGCAGUCUCUUGA